AAAAAAAAUUAACAGUUAUUUGAAAUUAAAAAAAAAAAACUAAAUAAUUAUUUACUAAUAUGUCAUACAUAACACUUGGAUGUAAUACAAACCAACAUUUAGCAGCAGUCAUGUACUUUUGUCUGUCUCCGGUUGAGGAAGCUUUUUUGUUGUUGGUGUUGAUCGUCAUCUUUAUCAGUUCAUUGGGUUCACCAGCAACCAUGUAGAUCUUCACUUCUCCUUAAGAAUUCAGAGAGAGUGAGAGAGUGAGAGAGAGAGAGAGAGAGAGAGAGAGAGAGGACAUAGAGAGAGAAUGGAAUUUGACGAGCACGAAGAGCAAGACGAGGAGAUGGAGUUGCAGGCGGCGCCACCAGGUUACGCCUCUGUUGCGGCGAGUUCCAGGCCCAAAAUGGGGCCCACAGGAGAGGGGGCUGCCCCCAGCGCUCGAAAAAGGGGAACCGCCGCAACACCCAACUCCACCACGACCACCACUGCCGUAUCCGCCAUGGUCAGGUACAGAGAGUGCCUCAAGAACCACGCCAUCGGCAUCGGCGGCCAUGCCCUCGACGGCUGUGGGGAGUUUCUCGCUGCGGGAGACGAGGGCACCCUCGAUGCCUUAAAAUGCGCCGCCUGCAAUUGCCACCGCAACUUCCACCGCAAGGAGCCCGAGGCCGAGUUAAUUCAUCACCAACAGGGUGCCGGUGGGUCCCACCUCCUUCACCACCACCACCAUCCGCACCAAUUCUCCUCAGGCUACUAUCGCCCGCCGCCACCUUCUGGCUAUCUGAUCACCUCGCCGCACGCAAGGCCGACACUGGCCUUGCCUGCUGCAUCAGGCGGCGGCGGAGGGUCUCAUAGUAGGGAAGAGGGAGAGGACGUGUCGAAUCCUAGUUCGAGCGGCGGUGGAGGCGGAGGAGGAUUCGGGAUGAGCAAGAAGAGACACCGGACAAAGUUCACGCAGGAGCAGAAGGAGAAGAUGCUGGAGUUCGCGGAGAAAGUUGGGUGGAGAAUUCAGAAACAUGACGAAGCAGCGAUUGAGGAGUUUUGCUCGGAGACCGGAGUGAAGCGCCAUGUGUUCAAGGUUUGGAUGCACAACAACAAGCACACUCUUGGUAAGAAAUUAGUGCCCUAAUUAACCAAAUUUUAUUCCAUUUAAUGCCUACUUAGUUUUACUAGGUAGCUAGCUCAGAGAAAAGAGAGGUCUUGCAGUGUACUAAUUACCCAGUUAAUUAAUUAAAUUAUGAUCGUGUUAUGAUUAA
Molecule: messenger RNA, 1238 nt
Organism: Pyrus x bretschneideri (Chinese white pear)
Lineage: Eukaryota; Viridiplantae; Streptophyta; Magnoliopsida; Rosales; Rosaceae
Product: zinc-finger homeodomain protein 2-like
Exons: 1
Coding region: 293-1111 (272 amino acids)
Biological process (GO): regulation of developmental process; regulation of DNA-templated transcription
Cellular component (GO): nucleus
Molecular function (GO): transcription cis-regulatory region binding; DNA-binding transcription factor activity
Source: RefSeq, a predicted model, not a curated record